AUGGAGUGGGGUUUUUCGAACAUCUUGCCUUUACCAUACCGCGUACUUAUAGUUUCGGUUGUUGGACUUUGGGCAUGGGGUUUAAAUUUGCAAAUACUUUCAGCACAGUCACUAGAUGUAAAUCUUAUCCUUUCUUUUCAGGAUAAAAGAAAUACUCCUAUAUACAGAUCCAUAUAUACAUUAGCAAUAAUAAUAACUACUUUGAUUUCCUCUAAUUUAUUAAUCUUCUGGGAAGUAACUGGUGGAGAUCAGGUCAAGAAAGAACGACAUCGAUUUCUGAGAUGUCUAAGUCGAGUAAUAUUUUCGGGCUUAAAGCAAGAAGUUCAUUUUUCUGAUGUAAUACUUGCUGACAUUAUGACUAGUUAUGCUAAAGUAUUAGGCGAUUUAUAUGUUGCUGGAUGUAUUUUAUUAUUUUAUGAUGUUGAUCAAGGAGGUUUUUCUGAAAAUAAAGGUUACAGUUAUAUAAUAGCACCGUUAUUUACAAGACAAUGCAUGGCAAUUUAUUUGUCGCCUAAAACUACAAGUCGCACACAGUUAUUCAAUGCGCUCAAAUACGCUUCAGCAUUUCCCGUGAUAUUUUUUUCAGCCUUACAAAAAUGGUAUAGGUAUGAAGUCGCUACAGAAUCAUCUUUUGUAUUGGUUGCACCACCAUUAUUGUCUAAAUUAUGGAUUAUAUCUGUUGCAUUCAAUUCUUUCUACUCAUUUUAUUGGGACGUUGCAAAAGAUUGGAAACUUGACUUUUUUAAGCCUGGAUUAAAACUCCGACCUGUAUUACGCUUUAAGGAGCCAGCUAUAUACUAUCUUGCAAUAUUCAUAGAUUUUAUUUUAAGAUUCACGUGGUCUGUAAAAUUAUCAUCUCACUUGCAUAUAAUUCAUCAAUUGGAAGGUGGUGUGUUUUUAAUGGAGGUUUUGGAAGUUACACGUCGUUGGUUGUGGAUAUUUUUUAGAAUGGAAAGUGAAUGGAUUGAGAAAUAUGACGCUAAAGGAUAUGGACAUAUUGAAAAUGCAAAGACUAGUACCUUGUUUGUGAACGAUCAAUUUUAG
Messenger RNA from Acaulospora morrowiae, 1044 nucleotides. Lineage: Eukaryota; Fungi; Glomeromycota; Glomeromycetes; Diversisporales; Acaulosporaceae. The record is from the annotation of a GenBank genome assembly.